Messenger RNA from Macadamia integrifolia, 1704 nucleotides. Its product is annotated as phenolic glucoside malonyltransferase 1-like. The record is from RefSeq and is a predicted model, not a curated record. The transcript has a single exon. NCBI's taxonomy places the organism in Eukaryota, Viridiplantae, Streptophyta, Magnoliopsida, Proteales, Proteaceae. The coding region runs from base 541 to 1563 and encodes 340 amino acids.
CACCCAACAUUGGGACUCCGGAUCCCCAACUCUCACAUGGUAGGCUAUAAAGAACAUUAUUCUCCAAUGGCAGGCGAUGUACACCUUAAUUUGCUGCCUUAAUCUACCCCCACAAGAACCUUUCCCAGUGCUUCUUUCAGAGCAUCACCACCUUCAUGGCUGCAUCCAAACCGGUGAAAAUUCUUGAGCAGUGCAAAGUUGCCCCACCUCCAGGCUCCGUUGCAGCCUCGACUUCCACCGCUGUCCCUCUGACCUUCUUCGAUGUUUUUUGGUUACCAGUACUACCAGUGGAAAUAAUAUAUUUCUAUGAAUACCCCCACCCCACCCAAUAUCUCAAUUCACUCAUUCUCUCCUUCCACAGCUCAAACACUCACUCUCCUCCACCCUCAUCCACUUCUGCCCUUUAGCAGGAAAUCUCUCUUGGCGUCAUGAACCCAACCAGCCCGUGAUCUAUUACCUGAAGGAGACUCGGUCUCUUUCACCGUUGCUGAGUCGGAAGCCGAUUUUUAUCAUCUCUCCUCCAAUCACCUAAGAGAAGCCAUGGAAUCACGCCCCCUCGUGCCUCACUUGCCUACAUCUGGAACUAGUGUCCCCCUGUUAGCAAUACAAGUUACUGUUUUCCCAAACACUGGGAUCUGUAUUGCUUUGUCUCGUCACCAUUCGUCUUGCGAUGGAAGAGCAUUCACCCACUUCAUGAGGACAUGGUCUUCGAUUUCCAAGUUAGGAGCUGGGUUUCUCUCAGCUGAAUCUCUACCAAUCUUGGAUAGGACUAUGAUCGAGGAUAAAGAGAGCAUCUUAAAUAUUUUCUUGGAGUUGUUGGAAGGAUUAAUGGAUUCCGAAUCUGGGUCCGAGAAUCGAAUAUUGAGAGCGAUAGAUAGAGAACUCAAACCCAACUUGGUUCGAGCUACAUUCGAGUUAAAUGAAGCAAGCAGUAGGAGACUCAAGGAAUGGAUCUUCGCUCAAUACAAGAAGAAGGAAGAACAAACACAACAUACAAGAUCAAUUGCUGCUCCAUCCAGAUUGGUGGCGACAUGUGCUUACACUUGGAUUUGUUUGCUUAAAGCAGAAGCAAAAGUGGGUGAGUCCAACAAUAAUAUGACUGUCUUUGUGCUUAACGUCGACUGUAGGGCUCGGCUGGACCCUCCAAUCCCUGGAACAUAUAUGGGUAACUGUGUGAGACCUAAUGUAGUAAUUGCUAAUGACAAGACUGUUCUGAUGAGAGGAGGAGUAGCCGCGGCUGCACAGUUGUUAGGAUCUGCACUUCAUGACAUGGACAAAGGAGUUUUGAAAGGCAUGUUGGAGAGUGUUGUAAGCUUGGUGGAGCUGCCGCAUGAUAUAGUUUUUGCAGUCGGAGGGUCACCACAGUUUGAGUAUUACAAGACAGAUUUCGGGUUUGGGAGGCCAAAGAAGGUGGAGAUGACAACCGCUGAUAAAACGAGAGGCAUGUUUCUGAAGGAUAGCUCCAAUAUAGAUGGUGGGUUUGAGUUUGAUUUGGUUCUCAAUAGAAAAGAGAUGGAAGCCUUUGCUUCUGAGUUUGUUGAUGGGCUUAAUGCUCUGAUAUAGCAUUCUUAUUGCCCCCAAGGCCUCAACGGCUCACUAUUCGCUUCCUUUCUCGGUCUUUCAGCAAAAAAACAAAGCUUCCUUUCUAGGUCAAAGGUAUUGAGUAACCUUUUUUUUUAUUAUUAUUAAAAUCUAUAAAUAAAU